AGAGAAGAAACGUCAAAAAAAUUAUUGCAGAAAAAAAAUUAUUGCUGAAGAAAUUUAUUCUAAAAAAAAUCGAACAAACUAUUAUUAAAAUUAAUUAAAAAUAUACCAAUUUUAAAUAUUUCACUACCAUUAAGGAUUAAAAAAAAUAUAAAAUGGUGCCUGCAUCAGAGGAAGCACAAAUUGCUAAACUUCUAUCAAAGUAUAAACAUGUUAAUGCCACCAAAAAGGAAGUGGUCGAUGUUAUAACAAGCUAUCGCAGUUUAUCAUAUAAUUUACAAAAAUUUGUUUUUAAUGAUGGCAGUACUAGGGAUUUGUUUAAUUUACAGGGCACCAUUCCGGUGGUUUAUAAAAACAAUACAUAUUACAUUCCCAUUUGUAUUUGGCUAAUGGACACACAUCCUAUGAAUGCUCCUAUGUGUUUUGUAAAACCUACACCAAAUAUGCUGAUUAAAGUAUCAAUGUAUGUGGAUCAUAAUGGCAGAAUCUAUUUACCCUAUUUGCAUGACUGGCAACCUAAUUCAAGUGAUUUGUUAUCUUUGAUUCAAGUAAUGAUUGUUACAUUUGGAGAUCAUCCACCAGUGUAUUCGGUGCGUAAAGAUCAAACGUCGUCUACGCCAUAUCCAACAGGAUCCUUUAUGCCGCAGCCGGGUGGAGCAGCAAAUCCUAAUACCGCAGCGGCAUCCGGUGGUUCAUAUUUGCCAUAUCCAUCUGGUGGAGGAGCUUUUCCACCCUAUCCACCAAGUAAUAGUUUUGGUGGUUAUCCACCAUAUCCAACAUCAUCGGGUAAUGCUAUGCCAGCAGCCACUUCAGGUGGUGGCGCAGGUUAUCCACCCUAUAUGAAUUUCCCACCAGUUCCAGGUUACAAUUCAGGCUAUAAUCCUUCAAAUCCCAGUUCAACCGGUACCAUAACUGAGGAACAUAUAAAAGCUUCUUUGGUUAGUGCUGUAGAGGAUAAAUUACGUCGCCGUCUGCAGGAAAAAGUAAAUCAAUAUCAAGCCGAAAUCGAUACUCUAAAUCGUACCAAACAAGAAUUGGUAGAAGGUAGUACUAAAAUUGAUUCAAUCAUAGCCCGUUUAAAGAGAGAGGAGGUUGAUUUACAAAAAAAUAUAAAUAUUUUACGUGAUAAAGAACAAGAGCUGGAAAAAAGUCUAGAGACUUUAGAAAAUUCUGAAGGCAUUGAUCCAGAUGAAGCUGUUACCACCACAGCUCCUCUAUACAGACAACUACUUAAUGCUUAUGCUGAAGAAGCCGCCACCGAAGAUGCCAUUUACUAUUUAGGUGAAGCCUUACGCAGUGGUGUCAUUGAUUUGGAAACAUUUUUAAAACACGUACGCCAGUUAUCACGCAAACAAUUUAUGCUGCGUGCCAUUAUGCAAAAGUGCAGACAAAAGGCUGGUCUAGCUGGUUAAUUAAAGUUACAAAAAUGAAAUGAUUGAAAAAGAAAUUGAAAGUAAAAAUUCUCUAAGGAUUUUUAUGUUCAUGUCAUUGCCGUUAAAUAGCGUAUAAAAAAAAUGUAUUAAAAUUUUAUAAAAGUUAUUAUAAAAAGAGGAUAUCUAAUUGAUCACAAAGAGAAGAGAAAAAGCGAUAAAAUGAUAUUUAAUUAUAGUUAUAUUAAUAAUCAAAUAUAUUUAUAUAUAAAACACAAACAAA
Lucilia sericata (common green bottle fly) is the source of this 1650-nucleotide messenger RNA. It is a transcript of the gene TSG101, whose product is annotated as tumor susceptibility gene 101 protein. Lineage: Eukaryota; Metazoa; Arthropoda; Insecta; Diptera; Calliphoridae. The coding region runs from base 153 to 1409 and encodes 418 amino acids. Gene Ontology annotation, cellular component: ESCRT I complex. Gene Ontology annotation, biological process: endosome to lysosome transport; protein modification process; protein transport. The record is from RefSeq and is a predicted model, not a curated record. Gene Ontology annotation, molecular function: ubiquitin binding. The transcript is spliced from 9 exons.